AUGGUGGCCAAGAAGCCGCGGGUCGUCGUAGUCGGCGCGGGCGUGGCCGGCCUCACGGCAGCGCACCGGCUGUGCGCCGCAGGCGGGGACAGGUUUGAGGUGACGGUCGUGGAGGCCGGCGCCCACGCGGGCGGGCGGGUGCUCACGUCCGAGUUCGCCGGCCACCGCGUCGAGAUGGGCGCCACGUGGAUUCAGGGGAUCGACGGGAGCCCCGUGUACGCGCUCGCGCGCGACGCCGGCGCGCUCGCCUGCGGGAACGACCACCCCCCUUACGAGCGCAUGGACGGGUUCCCCGAGCGCGUGCUCACGGUCGCCGAGGGCGGAGAGGUGGUCGACGCGGACCGGGUGGCCAGGCCGAUCGAGGAACUGUACAGGGGCAUGAUGGAGGCCGCGCGCGCCGGCGAGUCCAGCGGCGGAGGGGGCGUAGAGGAGUACCUGAGGCGCGGCCUCCGAGCGUACCAGGCGGCGCGCCCGGGCGGCGGCGGCAAGGAGCUGGAGGAGGUCGAGGACGCGCUGCUCGCCAUGCACAUCAGCCGGGAGCGGACGGACACCUCGGCCGACGACCUCGGCGACCUCGACCUCGCCGCCGAGGGCGAGUACCGCGACUUCCCCGGCGACCACGUCACGAUCCCCGGCGGGUACUCCCGCGUCGUCGACCACCUCGUCGCGGCGCUCCCGCCAGGCACCGUCCGCCUCGGCCUCCGCCUCCGCCGCCUCGACUGGAGCGAGACCCCCGUGCGCCUUCACUUCGCUGAUGGCGCGACGGCGAUCGCCGCCGACCACGUCAUCCUCACGGUGUCGCUGGGCGUCCUCAAGGCGUGCCUCGGCAAGGACGCCCACGCCGCGGGCGGGGUCGCCUUCGACCCACCGCUCCCGCAGUUCAAGCGCGACGCCGUCGCGAGGCUCGGCUUCGGCGUCGUGGACAAGCUGUUUAUGGAGCUGGAGGCCGUGCCAGCGGCGAAACCGGAAGGUGGUGGCGGCGGCCAGCCGCUAGCCGCGUCUGCGCCACCGGAGUUCCCGUUCCUACACAUGGCGUUCCGGGGGUACGUGUCGAAGACCCCGUGGUGGAUGCGCGGCACUGAGUCCAUCUGCCCCAUCCACGCGGGCUCCAGCGUCGCGCUGGCGUGGUUCGCCGGGCGGGAGGCCCAGCACCUCGAGUCGCUCCCCGACGACGAGGUCAUAGGCGGGGUUCACGCCACGCUAGACUCCUUCCUCCCGGCCCCGUCACAAUGGAGGGUGAAGCGGAUCAAGAGGAGCGGGUGGGCCACGGACCCGCUCUUCCUGGGGUCCUAUAGCUACGUGGCCGUCGGGUCGAGCGGCGAGGACCUCGACCGGAUGGCCGAGCCGCUGCCUCGCGGGUCGGACGUUGGUAGUGCGCCGCCGCUUCGCGUUCUGUUCGCCGGCGAGGCGACGCACCGGACGCUCUACUCGACGACGCACGCCGCGUACCUGAGCGGUGUGAGGGAGGCCGAGCGGUUGCUGCAGCACUACGGUUACUGUUAG
This is a messenger RNA of Miscanthus lutarioriparius, 1503 nucleotides long. Lineage: Eukaryota; Viridiplantae; Streptophyta; Magnoliopsida; Poales; Poaceae. The record is from the annotation of a GenBank genome assembly.